This is a messenger RNA of Acipenser ruthenus (sterlet), 1564 nucleotides long. It is a transcript of the gene cmtm8b, whose product is annotated as CKLF-like MARVEL transmembrane domain containing 8b. The transcript has 4 exons. Gene Ontology annotation, cellular component: membrane. The record is from RefSeq and is a predicted model, not a curated record. Gene Ontology annotation, biological process: myelination. NCBI's taxonomy places the organism in Eukaryota, Metazoa, Chordata, Actinopteri, Acipenseriformes, Acipenseridae. Bases 599 to 1120 code for a protein of 173 amino acids. Gene Ontology annotation, molecular function: structural constituent of myelin sheath.
GUUAAACGAGGUGUGGAUUGGGAGAGUUGGGGGAUGGAAUGUCCUUUGUGUCUCUAAUUGAGGAUAGGUAUUGGUUUCUGUAAAUCCCUGCCCAUCUAAAAAGGGACUAUUCUUUACCUUGUUCAUGUAUUAACAUACUUACUGGGGUUUCUAUGGUAACUGGACACUUUAAAGCUGAACUUUACUUGCGCCAUUAGAAAAUGAAUCAGGCUCCCACAAGACGUCACCUGCUGCAGAUUCUCCUCAUUACCUAGGGGGGCGUCACGACUCAUGCUACAGCAGAGUCGAAAGCAAGGCUUUUCAUUAACUUCUGCGCUGCACCACCUAUUGGAAUUUUUUUUAUUAUUUUUACAGAACAUAAGACUGAAAAAGUAUAUAUAUAUAUAUUACUUUGAUCUGGACAGUGCAAUUGUGUUUUGUAUUAUUUCGCUUUAAUAUAAGUCAAAUUAACGCUUUCGAGGGUACAUUUGUGUAAACUCCGACUUUCAAUUUACAGAACGAUUGACUUAGUCUUUCACUGAAAAUUCUUAAGUGAUUUUUAAAGGGUUCGAUUUAGAUUUUAACAACAAUAACACUAUCAAGAGCAAGUGUUUGAGUGAUGAUGGAUGAUUGCCCGAGGUCUCACACAGUUACCACCACAACCAGCAGCUCAUACUCAGAAGAGUUUGUUUCAUCGGCCUUGGAAUAUGACAAAGACUUCAUCAAAACAAUUCCUGGAAUCCUUAUCUUUUUAGAGAUUAUUCUUGGACUCCUGGUUUGGACACUUAUAGCUGGGACUGAGUAUUUCCGAGUGUCUGCCUUUGGCUGGGUGAUGUUCGUAGCUGUGUUUUACUGGGUUCUCACUGUGUUCUUUUUAAUUCUCUACCUGACCAUGGCUUACACCAGGAUUCCUCAGGUCCCAUGGACCACAGUGGGUUUAUGCUUCAAUAGCAGUGCCUUCAUCCUGUACUUCAUUGCUGCCAUUGUAGAUGCAGCUUCAGUAAGAUAUGCAUUCCAGGGCAAACAUGACUACAACAGUUGGGCCGCUUCAUCAUUUUUAGCCUUUGUGGUUACGCUGUGCUAUGCGGGAAAUGCUUACUUCAGUUUCCAGUCUUGGAGAUCACGAGAUCAAGGACCUUGAAUAUUGUACUUGAAGAUACAAUUUCUCAUUAAUAACAAGUCAAAUAUUUAGUGUCUGGACAGUCAGAUUUGCUGCCUAGGAAGGAAGGUGUGACAAAAAAAGCAUUAACUUGUCCAUGGAAGGCAGCUGGCUAAUGUGAUUCUUGUGGGGUGUUUUUGUUUAUUUGUUUUUAGUUUUUCUUUAUUCUAUAUUGUAUUUUCUUUAUAUAUUUAAUGAAAUCAAUAAUUUUCUUCACUGAUUCCUUCAUUCUAAGGUGAUUUUGUAUAUGUGAAAAAAAUAUAUAUAUUCAUUGUAGUGUAAAGUUUUUUCAGGUCUUCUCCUUUCUUUUUAUAUAAGUUGGAGAUGUGAAUAUUUAAAUAGAAAAUAUCUGUCUAAAGGAGAAAUGUUAAAGCCCAGGGAACACUGUAGGGAGAAUUUGUGUUUUAAAAUUAAAGAUAAUUCAUG